AUGGCCACUGCCGAAGGCGCCGAAGGCGUCGAAACCGAGAAAACGCCCGCCGAGCGGCUCUUCGAGGCCGCGCGGGACGGCGACGUCGCGGCGCUCGACGCGCUCCUGCCGGACGCGACCGCGGAGCAGCUGCACGAACAGCAUGAGUACGAAAACGAGUUUGGAGUAAGAACAAAGGCGACGCCGUUAUUCGCAGCAGCAUGGGAUGGGCAUGACGCUAUAGUGCGGCGGCUGAUUUCGGCGGGCGCUGACGUUGCUCGUGGCUGCGAGUUAGGGCUUACUCCGUUGAUGGCUGCGGCAGCGAUGAAUCGUUAUGCCUGCGCGGUCGCGCUUCUCGAGGCCGGCGCCGACGUAAACCAAGAAGUAAACCUCGAUACGGUGAAUGGCUUGAGAGCACUUCACGUGGCGGUGCACAUUUAUUGUUCUCCGGAGUUCGUUCGCCUCUUGCUAUCCCAUGGCGCGGACGUUGAUACCGUGGCACGCGAGCCCACCAACGAAAGAACUCCACUCGGCCUCGCUUUUGACAACGAGUACCCUCCCUCUAUGGCAGAUGCAGACUCGCGAAAGCGGCAUUUUCUGACAAAGCACGCGAUUGCCUUCAUGCUUCUGCGCGCGGGAGCAGAUGUGAGCCACAUGUUCGAAGAACGUCCGCACCUGGCCACAGACGAGCAUCCUCACCCAUCUGAGAAGACUCUACCGCUGGUAAACCGCCUACCGACCGACCGGCAUCGGACGUAUGUUGAGGCAGUACACGCCGCGGGUGGCUUCGCUGCCUACGCGAUGAACCGCCAGUGCCAGCUGCUGACGAUCAAGCUCCUCGCGCGCGGGCACGGCUGCCUGAACCUCCCGGAGGCGCUGAUCCCCACCAUCGUCUCGUUCUGGGACAAGCCGUGGGUGCUCUCAUUCGACCACAAUGGCUUGCCAGUGUAAUGUCAGUAUUCAUGUUAUAUCCACACCUUGGGCCGCGGCGUGGCGGCGGGCGGCGACGUCCUCGACCGCCGUCGCGGCGGGCUCGCGAAGUGCCGCCGGAGCCACCCCUCGUAGCCGUCGCCGUUCCCGCGCCGCGCCUUCUGCACGGUGGCGUGGCGCGGACGCAGGCGCGUGCCGAGCGUCCGCUCGAGGUCGGCGACGAGCGCGGGCGUCGAGAGGCCGCGAUAGGGCCGCCGCUUCCCAGAUGCAGGCACUGUCCCAUUCGCGUCGGCCAGCGGCGUGCGCAUGCGCGGCGGCGGCGGCGUCGCGGCGAAGGCGGCCGCGGCAUCGAGGUCCACGGUCCUCCGCGCGGCCGGGGUUAUAGAUGGCUGUGCUGGUCCAGCGGCUGGCACGGCGGCCCGGGCCGCGUCCAAGCCGACGACGCGCCGCGCGGCCGCCGAGUGGUGGUGGAGCUCGGCCUCCAGUGGCGAAGGGCGUACGGCCCGCGCGUGGAGCGGCGUCCGCGUCUCGAGGACCGGCGCCGGCGGCGUGUGGGGGGCAGCAGUCCCUCCGACGGCCUCCUCGCACCACCGCCGCGUCUCGGCAGCCGCCUCGUCCCGGGCGCGGCGGCGGCGUCGCCCCCAGCAGGACCACCCCAUCAGCCCUUCGUCUCGCGAAGCGAAGCUAGUUCUUGCGGCAGUGUGUCAAAAAACAACAGCGGAACGCGUCGCGCUGCGCGGCGUCCCUCGAGGUGUCCCUAGCAUGCUGCUCCGGAGCCAUCAGAGAAAUCCCCUUGGAACUAGGGCUGCCCAAGAUUUCACGCGGGUUUAUUUCGUGCGGGUCUGCUUCGAGCGAGUCAAGCUUAAACGCGACCCUGUGCCGCCGCUGUGCAGUACCGAGAGCCGCAAGGUUCCCACAGCACCGCUCGACAGCGCACUGUGCACCGAGCCGCCGCGCGCCUCCAAAAGAGCCGCCCCAGCUCCCGCUCUCCAAAAAGCCACUCAUAAUGGCCGCCGCCGUCGACGCGGGCGAGGGCGCGGCCGGCGCCCUCGAGCAGUUCUGUACGUUGGCCAAGUCCGCCGGUGGCAGUCGCGCCGUCGGUGAUAUUGUGCAGCAGGCGUUAAAUGCGAAACGAGUUUUUGUGUUUGGUGAACUCUUGGCCGAACCGAACGUGAGAGCCUUGAAGAGCACGGACCAGGCCAACCAACUGAGGUUGUUGGAGAUCUUCGCCUAUGGCACGUACUCGGACUACAAGAAAGAAGCCUCGUCACUACCGCCCUUGACGCCGCCGCAAAAAACCAAACUGAGACAACUCUCUCUCGUAUCACUCGCAAGAAAAGCUUCGGUAGUCCCCUACGAUGCGAUUGGAGAAGCCUUGGAAGUGACCGAACAAAGGGACUUGGAAGACCUGGUCAUCGAGACGGUUUACGCGGGUUUGGUCGCGGGCAAGAUGGACCAGAUGGCGCGGGAGUUCAAGGUGCAACGCGCCAGUGGCAGGGACGUGAAGCCCGACGACGUCGCGGCCAUGGCCGACGCGCUCACGGACUGGGCCGACCGCGCGGACGCCGUCGCGGAGCAGCUCGAGGAGAACAAGGUCCAGGCCAAGGCGCUGCGGGACGCUCGUAAAGGAGAUGCUGCCGCCUUACAAGCGAAGAUCGAGGACAUCAAGAACUCGCUGCAGCAGGACGACGCGGCGAUGGACAUCGAUCGACCGAAAAGAAGAGCCAAGCGGUCGCGCGCGCCCUUCAAGGGGGGGAUCUAG
Molecule: messenger RNA, 2671 nt
Organism: Pelagomonas calceolata
Lineage: Eukaryota; Pelagophyceae; Pelagomonadales; Pelagomonadaceae
Source: the annotation of a GenBank genome assembly